Molecule: messenger RNA, 1402 nt
Organism: Ruditapes philippinarum (Manila clam)
Lineage: Eukaryota; Metazoa; Mollusca; Bivalvia; Venerida; Veneridae
Product: RNA-binding protein lark-like
Exons: 7
Coding region: 176-1129 (317 amino acids)
Biological process (GO): mRNA splicing, via spliceosome
Cellular component (GO): cytosol; nuclear speck
Molecular function (GO): mRNA binding
Source: RefSeq, a predicted model, not a curated record
UUCAUUGGUCAUUUAUAUAAUAAUGACCAAUCAAAACAGGUGUUAAAAAUGUGUUGAUUUUAUCGUCAUCUCCGGUAUUCUUUGCCGCCAUUUUGAAGCACGCUUACCUAUAAUUUUGCAAAAAUAGACGUUAAUGAAUUAAAAAUUCAAUUAAAUAGAUGGAUUAAAGGCAAUUAUGCCAAUGCCUACCAAGAUAUUUGUUGGAAAUCUCUCUUCAGAUACAACUGGAGAGGAUUUGCGGCCAUUUUUUGAACAGUAUGGACAAGUUACAGAGUGUGAUGUCCUUAGAAACUUUGGUUUUGUUCAUAUGGCAGUAGAGCAGGAGGCAGAGCAAGCAAUCAAAGAACUUGGUGGAACUUUUGUUAAAGGCCAAAGAAUCAAUGUUGAGAAAUCUACAGGAAGUAGUAAAGGUGGUGGAAGAGGAGGUGGAAAAAUGAUGGGAGGAAGAGGUCGGGGUGGAAGAGGGCGUGGCGGUGCCCCUAGGGGUGGGGACAGAGACUAUGACCCUUACCCUCCACCUAGGGGACAUCCCUAUGGUAGAGACCCAUAUCCAUAUGAUUAUUAUGAUAGACAUUAUCCAGAACGGUUACCACCUCCUAGACCUCUACCUCUAGAUGAUAGAAGACUAGCAUAUGACAGAGAAGACAGAUUACCCCCUCCAAGAGAUCCCUAUGAUAGAUAUCCUCCAGCACGUUACCCUCCCGACAGAUAUGCGGCCUACGAUAGAUACCCUCCAAGACCAGCUGAUCCAUAUGAAAGGCCUCCUCCAGAUUAUUAUAGGUACAGAGCAUAUGAUGGUUAUGAUGAUCCCCCUAGACGCCUACCAGAAGACCUCCCGCCACCCCCUCCAGGUACAAGAAGUGCAGCUAAUGGGUUUGAUGACAGAGGAAGGCCCGAGCCUGCUCCCGGCAGCGAAAGUUACAGCAGUUCAUAUUCAAGUUACUACGACAGGUUUUAUAGUAAAACUUCUUCGAAUGGAGCAGCUCCACCCCCUUCCCGCCCCGGACCAUCAUCGGGUCGUGGUGGUCCCAUGGCCCCUAGGGGAGCCGCAGCAGUAGCAGCAGCAGCAGCUGCCAGAAAGCAACAAGAUCAGCAAAGUAUGCUGCAAACAGGACCAAUAUACUUUUAGUAGAGUGAAACUUUAAAUUUUUUCUCAGUCCAUUUCAUUUUAUGAUACACUACAUUUUCCCCUUAUGUUGUUUUGAGAGUGCAGAUCUUGAAUCUUAUUAGAUUUCUACUGGAUCUGCUAGGUAUUGAUAGUGUAGUUUUGAUUUCCAUGGAAAUAAAUGAGACUGCAAAAAGGGGCUGAUGGAAGAUGGUCUGUUAUUUACAAAUGAUUGUUCAUAUACGGACUGGUCUUGAAAGUUAAUGAAGGAAAGAAGAAGUGUAUUGUGUUUUAUGA